AUGUCGCGCACUCCAAGCACCUCUUCACAAUCAACCAACGACACCGAACUCUCGUCUCAUCGAGAUCUUGAUACCAAGCUUUCUCAGUCAAGGUCGAAAUUUCGACGAUGGAGACCGUCUUACCAUCUUCAAGCACCCUCAGGAUGGAUGAAUGAUCCUUGUGCGCCUCAUUACGAUCAUACCACCGGCCUUUACCACGUCUCGUAUCAAUCUAACCUGGAUCUCAACAACGCCGACUGGGGAGACAUCGCAUGGCGGUCUGCUACCUCUCCAGAUCUGGUGUCAUGGACUCCCACUCAUUCAUUAUCUCUGAGUCCGGACGCAAAUUACGAUGACAAAGGCGUCUUCACAGGCUGCAGGCUGCCCAGCCGCGACAACUCGUUGACGUACGCCUACACUUCAGUCAGCGACCUACCUAUCCACCACACCUUACCCCACGUGGUGGGAAGCGAGUCUUUGAGCUUGGCAAGAUCGUUUGAUGGAGGCCGGACAUGGCAGAAGUUUGCUGGCAAUCCAAUUCUGCCCAGCGAGCCGAGCGGAUUGGAUGUGACCGGGUGGCGAGACCCGUUCGUGAGUUCGUGGCCUGAGAUGGCAAAAGUACUUGGCCUGGACACGAACAACACCCUCUUCGGAAUCAUCUCAGGAGGCAUACGAGACGUCACACCGACGACCUUUCUGUACAGCAUUGACGCAAAUGACCUUACGAGGUGGCAAUACAUUGGUCCCUUGGUCAACUUUGGCAUGAACCUUCGUCCUUCAAGAUGGUCAGGCGAUCUCGGCAAGAAUUGGGAAGUCACAAAUUUCAUGACGCUCCAAGAUACCGCCGACUCAUCUGUGACUCGCAACUUCCUCGUUAUGGGCACCGAAGGUUGUUUGCCGAGUGCAAUGGGACACCAAUCAAAGGAUCUCACAGGUCCUUCUCGCCCUCUUCGCGGACAGUUGUGGAUGUCCGGUUCACUCAAACGAAGUCACCCAGACACUUCUCCCGCCUCGAGCCCUGUUCAAAUGGAGUUUGACUUUGGUGGUCACCUCGAUCAUGGCUGUCUGUACGCUGCAAACGCGUUCUUCGACCCAAAGACAGGCAAACACAUCGUCUGGGCCUGGAUUACAGAAGAAGAUCUUUGCGACGAACUUCGUCAUGAGCAAGGCUGGAGCGGUUUGCUCUCACUACCUCGUGAAAUCCAUCUACAGACCAUCGAGAAUGUCGUCUCGGCCAGAACAUCCAAACUGGAAGCUAUCACAUCGAUCGAAACUGAUCGCAAUCAGAACGGUACGCAUACUGUACGCACAUUAGCGACAGAGCCGGUCACUUCGAUGGCCAAGCUGUUACGUCGUAGAGCUUCAUGCCGCAGAGCAAGACUAAGCCAGCCUCUGCCCCGUCGCAAUUCACUCAACUUGGCUUUUACCUCUGACGAUGUCCGAACGUCAGCAUGGGAGUUAGAUUGUUCCUUUUCCGUUGCCAGAAGCUGUCAGGAAAUUGGACUACAAAUUGUGCAUUCUAGAGACUUCACUCAAACUACCACACUUACUUUCUCCCCCAAGCACGAAACCUUUGUUAUCGAGCGUCCCUCUUUCACCUCGCCCUCGAGCACCAAUUUGAUCAACACAGCUCCCGAAUGUGCUCCACACACCCUGUUCACUACCGUUGACCCCUCAAAGAACAACCAGCAGGUUGAAGAACCUUUGCACAUUCAAGUCUGGCGCGAUAACUCAGUCCUCGAAGUAUUUGUCAACGGACGCACUGCAGUUUCAACAAGGAUCUAUGCUGCUGAGGACACGAUUGGAAUACGAUUCUUUGCAGACGACACGCCUGAUUUCGGAGGGUUUGACGGCACGGGCAUAUCGCAGCUGAUCUAUGGAACCCUUUGGGAUGGCAUCGGUGCAUGA
Aureobasidium namibiae CBS 147.97 is the source of this 1887-nucleotide messenger RNA. RefSeq names its product putative beta-Fructufuranosidase. The transcript is spliced from 3 exons. The record is from RefSeq and is a predicted model, not a curated record. Bases 1 to 1887 code for a protein of 628 amino acids. NCBI's taxonomy places the organism in Eukaryota, Fungi, Ascomycota, Dothideomycetes, Dothideales, Saccotheciaceae. Gene Ontology annotation, biological process: sucrose catabolic process. Gene Ontology annotation, molecular function: sucrose alpha-glucosidase activity.